This is a messenger RNA of Suncus etruscus (white-toothed pygmy shrew), 1300 nucleotides long. It is a transcript of the gene METTL24, whose product is annotated as methyltransferase like 24. The transcript has 5 exons. NCBI's taxonomy places the organism in Eukaryota, Metazoa, Chordata, Mammalia, Eulipotyphla, Soricidae. The record is from RefSeq and is a predicted model, not a curated record. The coding region runs from base 1 to 1077 and encodes 358 amino acids.
AUGGGGAGAGAAGUGCCACCCCGCAGAGGCUGCGGCACCCUGCGCCGGUAUCUGUUCGGAGCCGCGCUGCUGCUGGGCCUGCGGCUCUGCGCCGAGCUACGGCGCGCAGCGGCUCGGCCCCCGACCCGGGGAGCCCCUCCGGGACCCGCAGUCGCACCGCCCGGGCCGCACUGGCAGCGGGCGUCCGGCCCGCCGCGCGGUGCCAGCAGGAGGCAGGUGACCUACGUGCGCAGCGGGCGCCGCGCGCCGAUGGAGCCGGGCUGCUGCGCUCCGCGCGGGCAUCCCCGCCGGAAGGUCACCCGCUGGCACAUAGACCUGCAACCUUGGGCAGGCCCCACUCAGUCCCUGGAGGAAGAAGCCUUGAGGUUCUUGAGGUACAUCAGCACCACCCAGAUUGCAUGUGAUCACAUGAGCACAGACAACCUCGCUACAGGCUCCAGCCCCACAAACAAGCCCUGGUCUGUCUGUCUUGAUGACAGAUUUGGCUUAGCUCAUCAAAUCCGCAACAAGCAGUGCCGCCUCUAUUCUUUAGGGCUGGGCAGUGAUGAUACUCAGUUUGAGGUAAACAUGGCCAAUGGUGGAUGUGAAGUACAUCGUUUUGAUCCAAGUAUUAAAUCAGCUCACAGCCUGGAAAGUCAGCACCUUUGGUACCACCGCUUGUCUGUCGACUGGCGAGACCCCCAUCCAGCUGUUGCUGCCCAUAAACUGCAUAGCAACACUAGAAAACUGGGAGCUAUUUUGAAUGAAUUUGGGCAUCAUAAGAUUGAUGUUCUCAAAGCAGAUCUGGAAAGUGCAGAAUGGAAAGUUUUGGAAAAUUUGAUUCUGGAAGAUGUCCUGGAACAGAUUGGACAGCUCAUCUUUGAAAUCCAUCUCCACUGGCCUGGGUUUGAGGUCAGUGGCAGUGACAGCAGUGUGGUGCGGUUCUGGUACAGCCUCCUCAAGGAGUUGGAACUAAAGGAUUUUAGGCUGUUUUACAGCUACAAAGACUUAUCUAAACCCCAGCUGUUCCUGAAGAAGGACAUUUUCAAUGCAAGCAGCUGUUACACUUUGAGCUGGGUAAAUAUGAGGUGGAGAUAAGGCCUCAUUAAACAGGACCUGUUCAAUAACUGAUUGCAGAAUGCAUUAUGUCCACGACUGUGCUUUUAUAUUCUUAUAUUUACUUGUUCAUCUCCCCUAGAUCUCUCUAAAGGCAGGGAUUGUGUUCUUUUAUUUUUUGGUGGGCACACCGGUGACACUCAGGGUUACUCCUGGCUACGUGCUCAGAAAUCGUUCCUGGCUUGGGGGACCAUAUGGGACGCUG